CCCGCGUUGCCACGUGACGAAGCUCUGGGGGGGUGUAGCCGCGGCGGCCCAACGAAGUGAUAAAUAGGGGUGCAGCUGGCGGGAAGCGCCAAGAUGGCGGCGUAGGGGCGGGUGUUACUUUUGCUCUGCUAUUCCCUUCCUCCCCGUCCUUCGCCCCCAGAGCCGCCAGUAGGGCGGAGGCGUGUCCGCCGCUGGAGCCCCAGAAGCAGGGCAGCCCCGAGGAGCGGCGCAGGGAGGCGGCGGAGGCGGCGACGACGUGCCCUGCUAUCGUCUCCAGGAUGCCCAACAUCAAGAUCUUUAGCGGCAGCUCCCACCAGGACCUCUCGCAGAAGAUCGCCGACCGCCUCGGCCUCGAACUCGGAAAGGUCGUCACCAAGAAGUUCAGCAACCAGGAGACAUGCGUGGAGAUCGGCGAGAGCGUGCGUGGCGAAGAUGUCUACAUCGUGCAGAGCGGCUGCGGCGAGAUCAACGACAACCUGAUGGAGCUGCUCAUCAUGAUCAACGCUUGCAAGAUCGCCUCGGCCAGCCGCGUCACCGCCGUCAUCCCCUGCUUCCCUUACGCGCGCCAAGACAAGAAGGACAAGAGCCGGGCCCCAAUCUCUGCCAAGCUGGUGGCGAAUAUGCUGUCAGUUGCUGGGGCAGACCACAUCAUCACCAUGGACCUGCAUGCCUCUCAGAUCCAGGGUUUCUUUGAUAUCCCUGUGGACAACCUGUAUGCAGAGCCUGCUGUCCUGAAGUGGAUCAAAGAGAACAUUGUAGAGUGGAGGACCUGCACAAUCGUCUCACCCGACGCUGGUGGAGCCAAAAGAGUAACUUCUAUUGCUGAUCGGCUGAACGUGGACUUUGCCCUCAUUCACAAGGAGAGGAAGAAGGCAAACGAGGUGGACCGCAUGGUUUUAGUAGGUGAUGUGAAAGACAGAGUGGCUAUCCUUGUGGAUGACAUGGCAGACACCUGUGGAACGAUCUGCCAUGCAGCAGACAAGCUGCUUUCAGCUGGAGCCACCAAAGUUUAUGCCAUUCUGACGCAUGGGAUCUUUUCUGGACCAGCCAUCUCCCGCAUCAACAAUGCCUGCUUCGAGGCGGUUGUAGUCACAAACACCAUCCCCCAGGAGGACAAGAUGAAGCAUUGCCCUAAAAUCCAGGUCAUCGACAUCUCCAUGAUUCUGGCCGAGGCCAUCAGGAGGACUCACAAUGGCGAAUCAGUCUCUUACCUCUUCAGCCAUGUCCCUUUAUAACAGUCAAUGCUGCUGCUGCUUGUGUGGCUUUUUUGGGGGGGGGGGGAACCAAACCAAAAUGUGUUGAAUUUGUUUUCUGCUCGGUCCUUCCUCUGCAUUUCCCAGAGCCUGGCAGGGGAGAGAUGGAGGGGAUCACUUCCGUGCUCUUGGAUUGCUGUCCUCCCUGGGCUCUUGAGUGACUGGUGAUAUUAAGAUAGUCUCACUCUGAGAGAAAGUAGAGCUGGCUUUGCAGACUGCCCUGGGGGGUGGGAGGGGAGACUUUUUUUGCAUGUGAAGCUCCCUGGAUCGUUUUGUAUAGCUAGGUCAGGUAGCUGCUCCUUGGUGGAAGGAAGCUCCCGGGGGGGUGGGGGGGACACAGAAGGGGGGGCGGAAGACAUGGGGGUCUUCCAUAGGCUGCGGCUAGCUCCUGCUCCUUCUAGUCAGUCAGUCUCUCUCUCUCUCUGUCCAGUUCAUUUCAGAGCAGUCCAUCUGAUUGGGCUGUUUAUUUUUCUCCCAGCUAGCUAAACUAAUUGAUACGUUUUGUAUUUUGGGCUUUGAUGAGCAGCGUUCCCAUCCCAAACCUGCCAUAUUGGGGAACCCUGCUUUUCUUCCUGUGCCAGAGGGCGAUUGUGCAGUUUCCAAUGCCCUGGGGGAAGACCACACCACAUACUUCUCUCUCUCUUGGAUGCUUUUCCUAGAGACCUUAGGCCCAGCUUUUAUUUAUUGGUGCUUCUUCAAUGCUCCUUGUUAACUGUCAUUCGACACUCCUGCAGAAGGCUGGAGGAGGAUGAUACUGACCCCGUCCCCAGAGGCAAACACAUCACACUUGAACCCUGAGCUGCUGCCCGAGGCAGUCUGCGGCUGACCCACUAACCUGCCUCGUGAGAGAGAGCAGCAGCCUGGCUUGGUGAAGACUGGCUUAAUCUGGAAGGAAGAUGGCUUUAGCAGAGUCAUUGGCAUCUCUCAGCCAUGGCUUACGUAAAACACUUCAUUUGUGGGAUAACAGUAGCGAUUGUGAAAAGUCUCAGCUUGGGAAGGGGGUCCUCUUUAGAUGUUGGGUAUCGUGCCUUCUUAUUACACUUCCUCUCUCCUGUCCCAGGGCUUUGGUCCCCUGGCAAUUCUGUACCCACUUCUUCCUGAGCACGUGGCAGUGGAGGGGGGGGGUGUCUUGUGUCUCAUCUGUGUGACAAGUCUGUGUGUGUGUGGUUGCUUCUUUACCCUGCAUCCUUCAUGUCGCCUCUCUCUCUCGAGCUGCUGCCCCUCCUCAGUCCUGGGCAGUGGCCCAGCGCAAUGCUUCGGAAGACAGCAGAGGGGGUCGGCAUCAUAUGUGUUCCUCCA
This is a messenger RNA of Gekko japonicus, 2552 nucleotides long. RefSeq names its product phosphoribosyl pyrophosphate synthetase 1 (gene PRPS1). The transcript is spliced from 7 exons. Bases 279 to 1235 code for a protein of 318 amino acids. Lineage: Eukaryota; Metazoa; Chordata; Lepidosauria; Squamata; Gekkonidae. Gene Ontology annotation, cellular component: cytoplasm; ribose phosphate diphosphokinase complex. Gene Ontology annotation, molecular function: ribose phosphate diphosphokinase activity; magnesium ion binding; ATP binding. Gene Ontology annotation, biological process: 5-phosphoribose 1-diphosphate biosynthetic process; purine nucleotide biosynthetic process; ribonucleoside monophosphate biosynthetic process. The record is from RefSeq and is a predicted model, not a curated record.